This is a messenger RNA of Scatophagus argus, 6031 nucleotides long. RefSeq names its product centrosomal protein 295 (gene cep295). The transcript is spliced from 28 exons. Gene Ontology annotation, cellular component: centrosome; cytosol; centriole. NCBI's taxonomy places the organism in Eukaryota, Metazoa, Chordata, Actinopteri, Scatophagidae. The record is from RefSeq and is a predicted model, not a curated record. The coding region runs from base 348 to 5951 and encodes 1867 amino acids. Gene Ontology annotation, biological process: regulation of centriole replication.
UAGGAGCGAAGCAAGGUUUUCAUCGGUAGGGGAAAUGUGCGGCGGGUAGUUUAAACCACCGGAUGUGACGAAGGGACAAAACGUUUGCUCGUUUUUUCAGGUUGGCAUGGAUUUCGGAUGAUAAACACAAUGUGUGGGGAUGAUUUAGUCUCCUUUCGGCGCAGUCUUUGCGAUUUCCGUAAUUAAUUCGCGUUUAUUUUAUGUUUUAAAUGUCUCCUAAACAAUUCUGCCUGAGUCGUGAUGGUAGUGAAUGCCGCUGCACAACAACGAAGUUAGCUAACGGUAAUUAGCACGGCUAACUGAACUGCUGUCUGCUUUAUGCUUAUGGGAAAUGUCCAGUAGCAUAUAUGGAGAAAAUGAAAAGAAAAGUGUCCCGGUUAAGACUCAGCCCUAACGAAGAGGCGAGAAUAAUACGAGAGGAACGUGAAAGGAGGAGAAAGCUGCGAAUACAGCAGGUGCGGGAGCAGCAGCGCAGCAUUGCACUACAUAUCCGUCAAGAGGUUGAGCGGCGGCGGCAGCAUGAGCUGCAGCAGCUGGGGGAAGAGCUGAGGAGGGACUGGGAGCAACAGCAGAGGGAGAAACUGAACACACUGCAAAAAUUAUACCAGGAGAGCCUCCAGCUUCUCGGACAGGGACACAGGAGUGCAAAGGAAAAUGAGCCCGACUUGGCAGCCAUCGCUCAGAAGGAGGAGGAGAACCACAGUAAAGCGGAGGAGCGUUUUCGGGAAGCCCUGAAGGAGCUCAAAUCACAGAAGCUUAAAGACCACGAGAGGCAAAGCCGAUCCAUCAAUGCCAGAAAGAAGGCACUACAGGCAGAAAAGGAAAGGUCAGCCAAAGUUGCCAGCCUCCCACCACCUCCCCCAAACCCCACUCAGAACAUCGAUUGCACGAAGCCACACGUAGUAAAGAAGUCGGAUGUGAGUGCCUUCACUGCCACGCAUUACCACAUGUCUGAGAGCACAGUGGACCGAGAGCUGGACCCAAAGCAGCCUAAUGCUAAUGAGGGAGCUGAGCUGGAGGUGAGGAGACUGGAGGAGUUGCAGAAGGAGGAAGAGAUGAGGAGAGAGGAGCAGCUCGAGAAGGCUCGUCUCAGGGGGAUUCAGGCUCUGAGGAGGGAGCAUCUCGUGCAGGAUCGUGACCGCUUGCUUGUUGAACUGGAACACAUGCAGCAGACUGACCUUCUGAGGAAGAGACAGCAGGUGUCAAAGAUGCCUCCUCAGAUCUUCCAGCCUCUCUAUAAGAGACAGGAGACAAGGGAGGACUUCCAGAGGGAGAUGGAGUUUGCCUUUGAGGACAUGUAUACCGGCGAGAGGAGGGUUAAAGGUGACCUAGUGGUUCAGCUGGUACCCGAACCUCUACCAGCUCCAUCCACAGCCAGCCAGGACCAAGAGCUUGACAUUACACAGGAUGAACUCGAUACACCAGGAGCAGAAAACACACAAUGCGACACUGAGCAAGACGCCAGAAGCACAGAGCAGGAAACUUCUGUUCAGGGUGAAGAGAAGCCCCAGAGACACAUAAGACCUGAACCCAGACGGGCAUUGAAGAGACUCCUGGAUCGUAUCAGGAGCCAGAGGAACCAGUGGACGGAACACAACCGUCACGACCCUGUGGCUGAGUCACCGUCGGACAUCAGCGAUCAGAUCCCGGAGAGGGACACGACCAUCGACACGGGCUCUCUGACCAGCGAAGAGAAGGUCAUCGAGCUCCCUGAACCUGCCCACUUACCACCUGCGGCACUUGAGCCAGCAGAGGAGUCAGCUGCUGCAGAUACUUCACUUCCUUAUGCAUUUGUGAACAAAAUUCAGCAGUUUACAGAAGAACAAAGGAAAAGAGAAGAGGAGCUUGAGAGGGAGAAGCAGCAGCAGGUGGUUUUGCUCCAGGAACUCGAAGAGCAGAAGGCCAAACUGGAGCAGAUGCUGCUUGAGGCCCAGCAGGAGAGAGAACAACUGAAGUCUGCUGUGACCCAGGAAGCAGCUGUACCUGUUAACCAACCAGAAACACCUGUCCAUGACCAGGAUGUCACCUCUGUCCCUCCUGAGCUGGUGCCUCCUCCAGGAGAAGAUGUCCACACCGGAAGGGUCCGAGAAUACCAACAGCGGCUGCUGGAACAGAACAGAAUUCACCAGAGGUCAGUGGAAGUGGCUCGCCAGCGUCUGGAGGAAUACCAGCGAGCUCUACAAAUUCGUCACAACACAAUGGCCUCGGUGACGCUGCCCACUGCCCUGCAUCCACGCCUCGUUCACCCACCUGUGCACAGCACUCAAGCUCUCCCAGCCGCCCUGACACUCCCUACAGCUGCUGCAGCGCCUUCAUGCAUCCACGCCAAACAGCAGAGCUCUGUGCAGUCAGACACGUUGGUUUCACCUCCCCGUCCUCCUGCCUCCAGUGUGAGGGUUUGCUCCAGGUUGCUGCAGGCUGAAGAGGAGCCUGUUCACAGCAGUCCCAGGAACCAGAGAGCAGACCUCUCAACCUGGCUGACUGACAGCAUAAUGGAGAGAGUAACAGAGCACCUCCCAGAGAGACUGAGACCUAACCCGGUCACCAGAGAGCCACUGCCUCACAAACUGUACACAGCACCUCACUCAACCAGCAUCCCACUCCAGCAACCCUCUGAACCCAUUAAAGCCAUGAGCCCGAGCGUCACACGUGGUACACCUCCGGUUCCAGACCAUGCAGCAGUUGCGGGGAUGUUGCUGCAUGGCUCCGCACUGACGGGGUCCCUGAGUUCCAGAGAGGACGACAUGGAGAGGCAGAGACGGGAGCUGCAGGAGGUUCAGAGACGCAUGCUGGAACAAAGGGAGGCAGUGUUGCUGCAGCAGAGGAAGCAAGAGGAGGAGCGGCAGAAACAGGAGCUGGAGCUGGAGCAGAUGAGGCGACAAAAGGAGACAUUGCAGGCUCUGAUUCUUACUGACGCACAACCAGUUCCACAGGCCACCAGUGAGCUGUCAGUCUCACAGAACAUCAGUCAGACCCGCCUCAGAUUGCUGGCAUCCCUGCUGAGAGCUAUAGAGGACACUAAUGGAGGAAGUUUAUCUCACCUAGAAGACACUCAGGAAGACGACGUCUCCCUUCAACAGCCGCCGGCUGACAGUUUUCAGACAGCUCCCAUCUCUCUGCGUGAUGUGCCUGCUGGACCUUCCCCAGCGUCGGCCCUGCCCUCAGGAUUCCUCCCUCCUCCUCGAGCGGCGAAGCCUCCGGUGACCCGCGUCAGGCUGGGCAUCAUGGAGAUGAUGACUCAGCAACACGAGCUCAGUGCUAUUCCAGAGGUGGAGACACCAGUCAACACGAGCCAAGUCACAGGCCUCGAGGGUAGUGUGAAGGUUCCUUCACAUACUGUGAACUGGGAUCCACAUGAGGAAUCCAGAUCAUCUGAGGCCUCUGAUGGAACGCUGCACAUGACCCAGUCCAGCAGCGGGCUGCGGCCUGCUGAAAGCCCAGCCGGCUUUUGGACGGGCUCGGGGAGACCUGGCCAUCUCAUCUGGAGAGGGAGGCUGCCGACAGGGGCAGGAACAUCUCCAGAAUCCUCAGAGUCUGAAUUAAGGAUCAUGUCAGCUCUUUCCUCUGACUCUGGGAGAGGAGCUGACUGCUCAGGUGCUCUUCCCACAAGCUGCAGAUCCCCCUCAGAGUCUACACACAGGCCUCCUGAUUCUGAGUCUUCCACCACCAUCUCCACCGGCAGCUACAUCACCACUGACCCUGAGCAAAACCUAAAAACUGAUGAAUCCCCACCCCUCAGGCGAGGAGCAGAUUUACUCGACGUCUCGUCUCCGUCCGACCAGAGCUCCCAUGUUAACGACAGCUCAGCUGCAGGCCAACCUGAUCGGGCUGUGGAGACUCUGUUUAACGACAGCAGCAUCCAGCGCAUCAUAGACAGAUACACAAGGGAGCUGAACAUCUCCCUCAGCACCACUGGGAAAAGCACAGACAGCGGAGGCUCGUAUGUGGAGGAAUCUUCAGUUUCUCAUCAGUCUUUAAUUCGAGUCUCAGAGAGGAGAGAAGAAGAGGAGGAGGAGGAUGAAGGCUCCCUUCCCUCAGCCACAGCAGGAUCACAGAGGGGCGUCCUGGAAGCUGACAGGACCGUCAGUCCAAUCCUGGAGCACUUCUCAGCUGAAGACCAGUCCUUCGCUGGGGGUCGAGAGCAGGACUCUUUCAGACCUCUGAUUGGCCAGCUGACAGAACAGUCAUCUUGUCUAGCUGCUGACCACAGGGACUCGGCCCUGGAGCGACUGGUGGGCCAGCCGUCGGCUCACUCGUCUGUGAUUGGUCAGCUACCGGGCCUGCCGCUCUGGGCGAGCUUGGAUCAGGGUGGGUGGGAUUCCACUCUGAGUCGGAUGAUCGGUCGACUCACCCACCAGUCCAGCUCUCAUUGGCUGAGUGGCGGGCAGGACUUUUACGCAGGUCAGCUGAUGGGUCAGAUGGUGUCGGAGCAGUCGACCACCUGGUUGGAUGAAGGUCGGGAGGAGAGCCGGAUGAGACCGUUGGUUGGGGAGCUGGAUGAGUCUGCUGGCCAGCACACUGGAAGCUCAGGUGAAGGAACCCGUGUGGAUCUCGGCGUUUCGACUGAGGCCGGCGUGCCGUCAGACCCAGCAAUGCCUCCUGAAGCCUCGUCACACGGUGCCCCCGUCCCGGGUGUGACUCCACAUCCACAGGACCAAACCAGCCCAGUGGACCCGGGCCCAGAGAGGACUGAAGUGUUUCCAGGCUCGGACUCAUUCCACGCGCUACUGGCUGAGGUCACCCACAAUGAAACGGCAGACCCCUCCAUGACCUUUCAGCUGCCCGAGCUCAGUGUGCCUCAGUCUCCUGGAGGACGACCAACCAGCUGGGGUCGCAAUGUUCCCACACCUCCUGAAGAGCCUGAACACCACAGGGACUCCUCAGAGUCUGAGCCGUCUCCUGAGCGCCUGAGGACAGAGCAACCUUCCCCUCCCCCCACCUCACAUGAAUCUUUCUCCCAGCUCGUCACCUCCCAGGACCACCUCCACGAUGUGGAGCUGACCGCUCUGAGUCUGUCCACUUUGACCCUGUGUGAGGAUACACCUGCUCCGAGCGAGCCGCAGCCUGAGGAGCCAAUCAGUGAUGAGUGCACUGGAGAGCCUGAGCGGCUCUCCUACCUGAGGAUCGAUCCUGCUAUCUCAGAGAAGACGCUGGAAGCUGCCGGGGAAAAGGGGAUCCUGGAGCAGUCAGAGAUAACUUUAGUGAGCCUGACAGACACAACGCUACAGGACCCUGAGACAACCGUCACUGAUGAAGACCAGCUUCCACAUGGACUGAGGGAGGACGGACAGGGAGGCCUCGAGACGGAGGCGACUGUCCAGGGGACAGAAUCCACGUUGUUACAGCAUGAGACUCCAGAGGACAAGAACCAAACACAUCCAGUGACGCUCCUGCAGUUUCAGUGGGGUCCCAGCGGAGGCCUGCAGGAGGAGGCCUGCCAGCGGAGGCGCAGAGCUCUGCUCCAGAGGUCUUCUCACAGGGUGGAGGAAAUCAAGGCCAGGAGGACUCGUGUCAGGAUUCACCCUGAGAUCCAAGCUGGAGGCCAAGAGCAGUCUGAAGCCCAGGCCUCUCAGGUGCCUCUCACCUGCAAGGCGAAGACCAGGGCCGAAACUCAACACAAGAGUAAAACCAAGUCAGAGGGAGGACAGGCUGAGCAGCACCAAACUGACAAGCGAUCUGGCUUCAGCAAGCAAAGGAAGUUUAACUCUUCAGCGAGCGACUCCAGGCUGAAGAAGGUGGACGAGGUGAAGCUCUGCACACCGGAGCAAAGGAAACUGGAUGUUUCUGAGAUGCAGCAGAGAACUCAGAGACUGUACGAGCAGCUCGAGGAGGUGAAGCGCCAGAAAGCAAUCAGGAGCAGACAGGAAGCUUAUGCACAAAACCGACUGAAGGCCAAGGAAUUCCACAAGAAGACGCUGGAGAAGCUUCGCGCCAAGCAGACUGUGCGGUGAUCGACUUUGAAUGUGUUCUCCUUCUUUUUGUGAAAUUAAGUUAUUUUGUAAAGUUUUAUCAAUAAAGCAUUUUAUUUGGA